AGUGUCUAUGGUCGCUUGAUGCAAAGCAGAAAACAUCAAUUUACCAUUGAGAAAAUUGAAAAGCGCACAUAGCUUGGAGUGCGUGGAGAGCGUGUUGAAAUAUUGACUUAUUCAUAGUUUUUAUUUAUUGAAUCUUUGUGCAUGUGAGCGUGUUGUAAGUGGCAAUGAUGUCUUCAGCUACAUCUACCGCGAAAGCGGAUUCUUUUGAUGAAUUCUACACGGAGGUGAAAGAAAUCGAAAAACGUGAUUCAGUAUUGACCCCUAAGCAGCAAUUAGACAGACUACUACGUCCAGGGUCUACUUACUUUAACCUAAACCCAUUUGAGGUAUUGCAAGUUGAGCCAGAAGCGACAAUUGAUGAAAUCAAGAAGAAAUACCGAAGAUUGUCCAUUCUUGUCCAUCCAGAUAAAAACAUGGAAGAUUUAGAACGAGCCCAGCAAGCUUUUGAAAUAGUAAACAGAGCAUGGAAAACUCUUGAAAAUGAUGACACUAGGAAAAAAUGUUUGGAUAUUUGUGAAGAGGCUAAAGAACGCACAGACCACAUGAUUGAACAGAAAAGGAAAAAGCAGAAGAAAGAUAACCGCUCAACUGAAGGCAUUCCUGAAGAUGAUCCUAUCAAAUACAAACAUGCAAUUUAUGUUAUGACCAUGAAGUUAUUUGCUGACAUGGAACGAAAACGCCAACACCUCGAAGUCCGUGACAUGGAGGAAAGGAAGCGAAAACGAGAAGCAGAGAUUGAGCAAGAAGAACAAAAGUCAUUUGAAAAGGAAUGGGCUAAAAACUUUGAGGAAUCGCGACAAAACCGAGUUGACAGUUGGAAAACCUUCCAAUCUGGCGGUGGCAAAGAGAAAAAGAAGAAGAAAAUCCAAGGUUUUAAGCCACCCAAACCAAAACCAGAAAGCAGAUAACUCUUAAUUUAAUUACACGUUAUACUAUAGUUCA
Molecule: messenger RNA, 942 nt
Organism: Trichoplusia ni (cabbage looper)
Lineage: Eukaryota; Metazoa; Arthropoda; Insecta; Lepidoptera; Noctuidae
Gene: DnaJ-21
Product: dnaJ homolog subfamily C member 8
Exons: 6
Coding region: 165-908 (247 amino acids)
Cellular component (GO): nucleus
Source: RefSeq, a predicted model, not a curated record